Daucus carota subsp. sativus is the source of this 1485-nucleotide messenger RNA. Its product is annotated as septum site-determining protein minD homolog, chloroplastic. Gene Ontology annotation, biological process: negative regulation of cell division. Gene Ontology annotation, cellular component: cytosol; cytoplasmic side of plasma membrane. The transcript has a single exon. Lineage: Eukaryota; Viridiplantae; Streptophyta; Magnoliopsida; Apiales; Apiaceae. The record is from RefSeq and is a predicted model, not a curated record. Gene Ontology annotation, molecular function: ATP binding; ATP hydrolysis activity. The coding region runs from base 217 to 1203 and encodes 328 amino acids.
UCCUAGUUUUCCACUUGUAUUUUCCCAUCCAAUUAGCCCAUCACCGGCCCUAAAACCCAAUUUACACCUUCUCCACUCGCUCUCUCCCAAUCUUGAAGCUCAAGUACACGAGUUGUACACUUUAACUCACUUCGAUAGUUCGAUUGCAAAUUAGCAAUGUCCUUGCAUCUCUAACCCUAACCCUAGAUAACUCAAGAACCCUAAUCAUUUUCAACCAUGAUAUCUCUCCUCACACACUCAAAUCCCUUGUCAUAUCUCCCCCACUCUUCUCCCACACCCUCAAUCUCACCUUUUUUCACACACACAAAAACCCUAAAACCCUCCAAACUCAAGUCCCUCAAAAUCAACUCAAUUCUCCAGUACAAUCGGAAGCCCGAGCUCGCGGGCGACACGCCUAGAGUCGUGGUCAUCACUUCAGGCAAAGGCGGGGUAGGAAAGACGACUACUACGGCUAACAUUGGCCUCUCUUUAGCUAGAUUAGGCUUUUCGGUUGUCGCGAUUGAUGCUGAUGUUGGUUUGAGGAAUCUUGAUCUUUUGUUGGGUCUUGAGAGUCGGGUUAAUUAUACGGUGGUGGAAGUUUUGAAUGGGGAUUGUAGGCUUGAUCAGGCAUUGGUGAGGGAUAAGAGGUUUUCGAAUUUUGAGUUGUUGUGUAUAUCUAAGCCGAGGUCGAAGCUUCCGAUGGGGUUUGGGGGGAAGGCUUUGGUUUGGCUUGUUGAUGCGUUGAAGGAUAGGGAGGAAGGGUGUCCGGAUUUUAUUCUAAUUGAUUGUCCGGCUGGCAUUGAUGCAGGGUUUAUAACUGCGAUUACGCCUGCGAAUGAGGCGGUUUUGGUGACUACACCGGAUAUUACUGCAUUGCGUGAUGCGGAUAGGGUUAUUGGGUUGUUGGAAUGUGAUGGGAUUAGGGAUAUUAAAAUGAUGGUGAAUAGGGUUAGGACGGAUAUGAUUAAAGGGGAAGAUAUGAUGUCAGUGUUGGAUGUUCAGGAGAUGUUGGGGUUGGCGUUGUUGGGGGUUAUUCCUGAGGAUUCAGAGGUUAUACGGAGUACUAACAGGGGUUUUCCGUUAGUGUUAAAUAAGCCGCCUACUUUGGCUGGGUUGGCAUUUGAACAAGCUGCUUGGAGAUUAGUAGAGCAGGACAGCAUGAAGGCGGUUAUGGUUGAGGAAGAACCCAAAAAACGCGGUUUCUUCUCAUUUUUCGGCGGGUGAGAUCGGAGAAUAGCUUUAGCCACAUUUGUCAAAUUCUUUUGGGGGUUUUGGUUUUUGGAUGAGGAGGAUGUGUAUCAUGCUUUUGGCCUGUUGAAUCGAAGGAUAGCGGACAAUGUGUACAUGAUAGGUAAUGGUUUCUUUAGUCUAUUUGUUAAACCUUUAUGAGCUAUAUAUGUUGGAGGGCGAGUGUUAUAGUUAGAUAAUGCUUUUGUCUUAUGUAAGGAAUUGUAUUGAAGUGAAAUCAUUUGCUGAGGCCAAUUGAGUUUGUUAUUUGAUCUGAAA